CAGUAGAUGGCGCUGUCCAUUUCUUGUGUUUUUUUUGUGAAGAAAAGAGGGCAGCUCCUGAUGUGUGGCUUGUUUUUUUUAUGGACUACAUAUAUAUUUCAGAAAGUUAUUUAGAAAAUGGCACCAGUUAGGAUAUUUCUAUAGGUGAUUAAAACUGUAGGCGGAAUUGUGUUGAGGAUGUUGGUAUGGCAUCGGUGAAGGAACCAGUUGCCGAUUCACAAUUGACCAAAACCCCUAAAGUAGUCUCCAAAAGUAAAGGACAAAAACAAUGUGAUGUCAAAUCCAAGAAGAAAAAGAGCUCACUGACUGACACAGCAAAAAUUUGGCAUAAUUCAAAAAAUGACAAUGGAUGUUUUAGACUUCGUAAUAAAUCACCUGCAAGGGCGAGAGGUUCUGGAUCGGAAAGAAAUGAAAAGAAUAAACGAAGAAGCAACAGCAACUGCAGGACUCCAUUGCUGUCAGAGUGUUUGGGUAGCUCCAAUCCUGAAAGCCGUCGAGAUUGGGAAAAAGAGGGUGGCAGACCAAAAUGUAAAUCUGCCACUGCUUUACCAAAAGAGAGUAUUCCACAAGAGCGGCUUGUUAAAGGUGACCAGUUACAGAAGCCAGGUACAAAAAAGUCCAAUGCAUCGCCUAAGUUGCAAAAGAAAUACUCAAGUAAAGCUCCAUGGAAAUCUCACAGCAAGAAGAAAAAAUCUUUUGAUAAAAACUUGAAACAAUCUUCUACUUUUUCAAAGUACUCAAACUCACAAGCACGUCUACAAGGUAGACAUUCAUCAAAGAAGAGAGAGCAUAGUAAGACUAAUGAGAAAAUUAAAAUGGAAAAAAAAUGUGAACAUUCCCAGAGAUCAAAGAUUCUAGGAACAUCUAAAAAGAGUGGAAAACGUGAACACCAUUCAACAUCUGAUUCUCAAAGCCCAUCAGAUGAAUUACAAUUAAGUCCACGAUAUGAAAAUACUAAGCAGAAAAAUGCCCCCAAACAUGAGAGUAAAACAACCAGCCAAUCCAAACCAAGAAAAAAGUGUUCCAAUCAUAGGGUGGUACCUGAAACAGAGCUUCCAUCUAUGGAGGACACUAGCGACAGUGAUUCUGAGCAUCCAGCACGAAUUAACAUACAACCAACAACAUUAAGAUCUGUGAGAUUUCCGAUGGAGAAUGACAGUGGUGAAGACUGGGAUGUAUUGGAUCCUUUAGCUGAACCUUUUUCUGAUGUUGCCAGACCAUUUAUAGAGUUUCAUCAACACUUCUUAUCGACAUUGUUAGCUGGAAUAUUUUCUCCGUCUUCUUCUGACUGGGACUCAGAUGACGACCUGAAUGAAGAGGAUUACUUUGAUGAGGAUGAGGAUGUCAGAACUUCAAAUGAGAAUAACAGUGCUGAACAUGAUGGUGACUCUUCCUCCAACUCCUCUAGUGAUAGUGAAAGUGAGGAUCUCUUUGUCGGUGGAAGAAAUCAUCCUAUUGGCAGUAGUCACAGAGACAUUGCAUCUGGUGAUAAUUCUAGCCAACCAGAUGGUGUUUUUGAUAGUGAUCCACUGAUGGCAUCAGGCUAUAAUUCAGAACACAGUGCUGAAGAUACAGACAUAAGUGAAGAUGAUUUGAUAUACAGGGUUGCUGAAGAUUAUGAUCAACUUGAUCCUUUGCUAUCCCUGGCGCUACGCAUCCCUCAACUUUCUGUGGGAGAAUUCAUCUUGCAUCGACAAUUGCAGUUUGCCCAGGACAUGCUCCAUACACUCUAUGAGAAUGUGGUAAUGAUAAUAGCCUCCCAUCCAGAACUUCAAAAUGAUGGUGCACCACCACCAGCUACAGAAGAGACUAUUGCAAAGCUACCAUGUGUAGUUGCCACUAAAAAUAUAUUAGGGGACAAUACAUCAUGUGCAAUCUGUAGAAGCGACUAUGUUUUAGAUGAGAAGUUAACAGAGUUACCAUGUAAACACAUGUUUCAUCCUAUAUGUAUAGCUGCCUGGUUACACAAGUCUGGCACCUGUCCAGUGUGUCGCUUUCAACUCCAACCUCCAGCUACAGAAGGAACUUGAAACAGUAAAUGGAUGUGGCUAGUAAACCUAUUUUUUUGGUUUGUUGUAGAUAAGAAAGAGAAGGAAAAUAAUAUCAUUUAUUUACCGUCAACACAUUUGUAUCAAUCCCUUUUCCCAUAUCAAAAAGAAAAAAAUGGAGAAUGGUAUGGUAAAUAUAUUGGAUAUGUAUAUCACAAUAUGGCUUUGUUUUUACAUGGGCAGUGGACCGUCAUUAAUAAACAAAAAGUAUUGUUUGUAAAAUGAUAAUCUGCCUGCAAUCUUAAUGUACUGCACACUCUUCAAUGAGAGAGAGCCAUAUCACGUGUGAUGUUGAUAGUUAUUACACCGAUACCCUCCCUCUCCUCUCAAUUUAUAUUUUUAAAAUUUUUUUCUUUAUAUAAUUAUAUUUAGGAUUGCCGUAUGGCCGUAUUGCUAAAAAAGUAUUUUACCUCUAUUCAUGGCCAAAAAAUUGUCUCCUUAAUAGGAGUGACCUCAUAAUAGUGGUGUUUUAAAGGAUGUGUUCCACAGUAUACAACAUUGUGUGCUGAUUAUUUCAGAAGUAUUAACUGUUGACCUCUUAUAGACAAUUGUAUUAUCUGUGUUUGAUGCUAUACGUGUAGCUUUACAGAUGGCAUCUCAUCGUCAAACACAGAGAGCAUGGUUCUGUGAUGUAGUGUGUGCGAAUGGCUAAAUGCCAUGCUCUUAACAAACAGCAUUCAUGAUGAAUAGGGCAAUGCAUUUACUCUACCAUGUCCCACCAUUGAUAAUAAUAGUAACAAUUAGCCAUUCUAAGAAUUGAAAUAUAAUAGCAACCAACUUGGAAAAAAAAAAUAAUGUUGGUAGACUUAUUAUUACAAAAAAAAUAAGUAAAUUAUAUAAAAACCGUAAGUCAUUUUUAUACUGUACCAAGUGAAAUGGUAAAAAAAAGAAAAAAAAAAAAGAAAAUAUAAAUAAUAAGUUAUCUUUUGUUAUCUAGCUGGAUUGACUGCACCCUCUUAAAAAUUUGUUUUACCCUACACCCUACAAAUAAACAUAAGUUUCAUUACAGAAAAAGAAACAAUACCUGUAGAAAAAAAAAAUAGAAUAGCAUAUAGAACAUAAAUAAGUGACAAUAUAUUUUAUGUUUUUGAAAUUAAAGAGAAUUAAUUGGUAUAUCAACAUAAAACACCAAUAACCCAAUGAAACAUCACAUCCUAUUGGCUUGGUAAAUUUGGUUAAAUAUUCACUUGGUAUUUAACACUUUUCCGUAGAUAAUUGUGGUACUUUAUUUUAUUGCACAAAAUUGUUCAAUAUCAAUUCCAUUGGCUUUAUCUAUUGCUACACAAAUGAUUUUUUUAGAUGAUCAUGUAUACUUUAAAGCCUUAUCAAUUGCUCUUUAUGUGUAUACUUUGGUCGGUUGCCUCUACUUGUACAAUUGUGCGAGUAUCAUCUUCUGUGUUCUUUCUCAUUUCUAUGAAAGACUUAUUUUUAUUUUAAAAUAAUUUUUGUUUUGUUUAUAUACAUGUUACCCACUCUAGCAUGACAGGUUCUUGUCUCAAAAAAUGAAAAAUGAGAUUAUUUGUAGCAUGUAGGUCAAAAGCAAAUAGUUGAUGGAAAAAUUGUUAAAAACAUAACAAAUGGAGAAGAUGUAAUUCAUAUUUUCAGUCCAACAUGCAUGGAGAUGAUCAAUACAUGUGAAUUUUAGCCGAUUUAGUUUUUACAAGCACCUGGUUUUGCCAGAGUUGGUCACAUACUUUCUAUGUUUGCAGUCGUACAACAAUCAAUAUAUAUAUUUUAUGUAGAGACAAAAAAUUAUCUGUACAAACACAAACACUGUGAUUAGGAAAACUGAUAUUUGCUCUUGUCAACUUUAAAGGCUCAUUCUCAGAAAUUUUUUUAGCAUGAAUGAAUAUCUGUUUUUCAGUGUUUGCAUUUGUAUGUGUCAUAAUUUUUCUCUAUUUUUAUAUCAAAAUGCAUAUGGAACCGUAUAUAUAUAUAAGUAUAUCUAUAUAUUUAUUUAAUGAGCACCCAAUAACUUUGUUUGCUGUGUAUUACCCAAUGACAGUGAAUGUAUACAUUGGGUGUCUCUUUGCUUUAUUUUUUACUGAUGUUUUCAAAGAAAUAUGUUUUGGGGAUUAUUAAAGUAAGAAUGUGGAUGCAACCUGGAGUGAUAAAUAAUUGGCCAGCAAUUGUAGGUGUGUGUGUGUGUGUAACUGUUCUUGGUACCUCACUGAAUUUCACCUUGCUUGCCAGUAACAAUUGUUAGUUUUAUGCAAAUGUUAUACUGGUUUAAAAAGUGUUACACAAUCACAAUUUUUAUUUUCAGAUUCCUUUGUAAAGUUAAAUUAAGUUACUUUUUUCCUAUAUUAUUUAUUAUGUCAUUAAUGAUGACAGUAUAACUUUAAACAUGUAUUACAGUAAUAAAUCUGUUUACACCCACUCUGCCCAUCUCUGGGGUGCCAUGGUCACCUGACUUCAGUUAUAGGAAGACUUUCCCGUUAUAUUGGGGAUGUGGAACUGCUACCAUAUAGUGCAGUUCCACAUACUUCUUAAUACUUGUUCUCGAUCCUGUUAAUUUUAAGUACUGUGAAGAAAGAGGUUUACAUUACUUACAUGUCUACAUAAUAUUGAAGGAAAAUGUUCUUUGGUUGAAAUGUUACAAUAAAACCCGUUUUUUGUGAUA
Messenger RNA from Anneissia japonica, 4671 nucleotides. RefSeq names its product E3 ubiquitin-protein ligase Praja-2-like. The record is from RefSeq and is a predicted model, not a curated record. The transcript is spliced from 6 exons. Lineage: Eukaryota; Metazoa; Echinodermata; Crinoidea; Comatulida; Comatulidae. Gene Ontology annotation, cellular component: cytoplasm; nucleoplasm. Bases 186 to 2030 code for a protein of 614 amino acids.